Messenger RNA from Botrytis deweyae, 447 nucleotides. RefSeq lists its product as uncharacterized. The transcript has a single exon. The record is from RefSeq and is a predicted model, not a curated record. NCBI's taxonomy places the organism in Eukaryota, Fungi, Ascomycota, Leotiomycetes, Helotiales, Sclerotiniaceae. The coding region runs from base 1 to 447 and encodes 148 amino acids.
AUGAGUAACGAUGUUCCCAAUGAUUGGUUCCUGGUAAAGCUGACUCGAUGGGAAGACGGCCACGAAACCAGUUCGGCUCUCCUCCCUGUGAACAUUUCUGCCGGUGACACGCCAUCUGGCCUCAGAAACGGGCUUCAGUCUGUUUACAAGCGCAUUUGGGAUUACUUCACUGUUAUAGAGAGAGAUGGUAGCUCCUCCGACCGAACCAAUCUUCCUUUGGGAGCCGCCCUUAGACAAGGUGAUGGUAUCGAAGGUUUGAGCGUUGAUUGGCAAGGCCUUUCGGCUGGCGACUGGCCAUCGCAGCGGACUCUUGUGACGGAAUUCAACCUAUCUGGAGUUGUGAGACAUCAAAAUUUCUCAUUUUCUCCUUCUUUUUUCAUUCAUGAGGUCGUCUUCUGCAAACAUAAUAUAACGAUGGGGAAAGCUAACUUGAUGGUCUUGGCAUAG